UAUGGAGUUUGGCAGCAAUCAGGGAUGCCUUUUCUUCAUUAGUGCUCUGUCAUCAAACCAUAAAGACUAGAGCCCUGAUCCCAGUUGUGGUUCUUUGCUCCUGAAUCCUGGAUCUUGUCCUUUGGCAACACUGUGUGCUCCCAAUUUUUGGCUGCGUAGAAACAAGGGAAUCUCCUGCUACUGCUCUUUGGCUCUGAGUGUGAUUUCACUGAACGGCCCAUAAGAAAGCCAGGAAGAAGAGAUGGACCACAUUGGACACCAGCGGACACCAGCCAUAGCUGACAUGGAAAGAGCCGAAGUCCGGAUCUCUAAAUCUCUCUCAGAUGGUGAAAAAAGAGCUAUUGCUUCUAGAAAGCAAGAGGUGAAGAAAGGCCUUGCCAAGCUUGGAAUUCAGUGUGAUAUGGACAAAAUCCCCAAUAUUACUGUCCUGGGAUCAGGAGGAGGUCUGCGGGCCAUGAUUGCUCUUUAUGGGACAUUAUUGGGGCUGAAGGAAUACAAACUUUUGGACUGCAUAAUGUAUUUGGCUGGGGUGUCAGGUUCUACCUGGUGUAUGUCAGCUCUCUACGGAACUGGAGACUGGGUGCAAAAUAUAGAGUUAGUGGAAAAACGUCUGUGUGAAACACUUGCCAAUAGUGACUGGGAUCUGGAGGAGGCCAGAGAAGCUGCGAUGGAGGCUUCAGAAGAUGAAUGUUACUCACUGACUGAUUUAUGGGCCUAUUUUAUAGUGCAAAGGAUGCUAAAAGAGUUAGAUAAGUCUGAACUGUCUAUGCACAGAAGAUCUUGUGAGACUGGGAAAAAUCCUUAUCCUAUCUAUGCAGCAGUGGACAAGGAAACACAUCACAAACAAAAUGCAGGCACCUGGCUUGAAUUUACCCCACAUGAAGCUGGGAUUCCUGGCCUGGGGGCAUUUGUUGACACCAAAUACUUUGGGAGCGUAUUUGAGGAAGGGCAAAUGUGUGAAAAAAAGGAGGAGAAAUGUAUCGGCUAUCUGAGAGGUUUAUGGGGAAGUGCCCUUGGAAGUGCGGAGGAUAAUUUUAAUGCAAUAAUAGAUAUUUUAAAGCACUUUUUGCAUCUUUGUGCAAAAUAUGGCAAAUCAAGACCUGGAAGUUCAACAAAGUUCGGUGACCAAGACAUUGAGAUAGUUGUCCAGGCCUAUCAGGUUCUUCUAGAGCUGCUACAGCAUUUGUCAGAUGGAAGAACUGAUGAGAAACUUUUUGACAAUUUUGAAAAGAUCUUGAAAGAUCACAGAGGCAGCAGAAGCCAUGGACAAAUCAAAAGAAUGCGUCAGAUCUGGCAUUCUUUAGAUCCUGAAGAAAGGAAGAAAGAGUGCAUGAAGCUUGAUGAAGCUUUGGACAUCGAUUUUGGAGGAGUAAAAGAAAUGAAGAAGCAGCAGCUUCAAUAUGGUUCUCGAAUUGAAGCUUCCAUUUUUCGCUUCCUUAUCUUCAUGAAAAAGACCCUUUCAUGCCUUUGCGGAUGGACAUGGGGAAGUACCAAUAACUUCCUGUACCAGUGCUCGAAUGUCAAACUUCCGGAGCUGACAAACAAACGGGUUUUGUACUUCAUUGAUGCUGGUUUGUCCAUAAACACUCCUUACCCACUUGUGCUGCGUCCGGAGAGGCAGGCGAAACUGAUCCUUUCCUUUGACUUCAGUGCUGGGGACCCUUUUGAGACCAUAAAACAAGCUGCUAAAUUUUGCAAGGAGAAUGGAAUGCGAUUUCCCAAGAUAGAUGAAAAAGAACUGCAGGAUACAGACAACCCAUCAGACUGUUAUAUCUUCAAAGGGGAGAAUGCACCAACCGUCAUGCAUUUCCCACUAUUCAACAAAGUCAAUUGUCCAGGUAAAAUUGAUGAAUAUAGAAAUCAAUUUGGCACCUUCAAGAUGAGCUAUUUAGAGAGAGAAAUUGUAAAACUGCUCACUGCAGCAAAGAAGAACGUAGCAAAUGUUCGACAAAAGAUUGUAGAGGAGAUCAAGUGUGUUGCAUGUCCUCUUUCAUGAAAGCCUUAAGCAAACUGCUUCUGCUCCACUGGUCUAAUCACUGAUUCACACAACCUCUUUAAAUGAUUAAAUGAUUUUAAUGUUAAUGAUUUUAAUGUUUAAAUGAUUUUAAUUGUUUUGUUUUUAUUUUGAUAUAAACUGGCCUGAGCAAUUUUUGGAAGGGCGCUAUAGAAAUCAAGUAAAUCAAGUAAAUAAAUAAAUAAACCAGACAGUACUUAAUUGCCAGUGGAUAUGCACUUGUAUGGAUAAAUGCAAUUUUGCAAACUAAAAUCAUAGAUACAAUUGGGAGGAAGUGUUGUGUUCAUGGAGCCUGGGAGGAAAAUUGCUCUGUUCAUAUCUAUGUAAAACAUUUACAUAAUGUAAAAUUACAAUAAAAACGUAAAUUUGC
This is a messenger RNA of Hemicordylus capensis (graceful crag lizard), 2384 nucleotides long. RefSeq names its product cytosolic phospholipase A2 gamma-like. Gene Ontology annotation, biological process: glycerophospholipid catabolic process. Gene Ontology annotation, cellular component: cytosol; nucleoplasm; nuclear envelope. Gene Ontology annotation, molecular function: calcium-dependent phospholipid binding; calcium ion binding. NCBI's taxonomy places the organism in Eukaryota, Metazoa, Chordata, Lepidosauria, Squamata, Cordylidae. The transcript has 17 exons. Bases 242 to 1996 code for a protein of 584 amino acids. The record is from RefSeq and is a predicted model, not a curated record.